This is a messenger RNA of Caenorhabditis remanei, 915 nucleotides long. RefSeq lists its product as uncharacterized. The record is from RefSeq and is a predicted model, not a curated record. The transcript has 7 exons. Bases 1 to 915 code for a protein of 304 amino acids. NCBI's taxonomy places the organism in Eukaryota, Metazoa, Nematoda, Chromadorea, Rhabditida, Rhabditidae.
AUGUAUGUUGGCGCUUCCAAUAUUGCCACAUCCAAAAAAUGUUCUGCGGUGAAUAUCAUGGAUUUGUUGUGUUUUGGACUGGCGGCAACAACAAUUAUCGUUGGCGUAACAAUAAUUUACAAGCUGUCGUCCAACAGUGAAAGUUGUCAAAGGAGAAUGUACAUCAGUGGAGAUAUCAGUGAAAGGACGGCACAAAAAAUUAUGGAUAUGAGCAAAAAUAAUUUAUUUUCUCUGGUGAAAGUAUUGGAUACUUGUCGAAACCCGCGAGCUCUCCUACUCCAAUUCAAGGAUCCAUCCGAUUGCUGUAAAAUGGUGAAUGAUAUAAGCGAGUUAUAUACUGAGGACGGAAUUCAAGCAAGUUUUGUUAUGAACCAUUUGUGGAUUCGAAACGAAUUGAUAACGAGUCAAGAUGCAUUGGUUUCUGACGAAGAAUUUAUGAGAGGGUACCAAACGGGAGAAUCAGCUUUUGUUGCAGAAGCAUUGGAAAUUGUUUUGAAGAGACGACUCGAAUCGUUGAAAUUGACUGUUUAUAUAAGUCGACUGGCGAUAGAUAUGAAUGUGGUGUACAAUGCGAUGAUAUUGUUUUCGACCGCAUUCACAGUACUCUACAGUUAUUUGUCGUCAGAAGCCGGUUCAUUCAAUGCUCUCACUCUGUACGGAUGUUUAAUAGGAUUGUCCGAAGUCAUUUUGGGACUUGCAUCAAAUUGGAUUAAAGGGCGCAAAUGUGCAACGUUGGCUCUUUUUGUAAAGAAUGGUCAAGAAAAAGAAGCAAUAAGUCUGCUGGUUGGUGCUGGAAUACAGCUUUUCGAAUUGAUACAAUUGUCGGAUGAAACGUUGGUAUUGGCGCACGCAAAGAACAAUGACCUAGUCAAGUAUGCGGAAAAAUCAUUACAACAUGGAAUGCUCGAAGAUUAG